GAUGCACUGCCAUUAUUAGCCAUAAUAGCCAGUGGAUACAUUUGCCUUAUCAUGAUCCUAGCCGCAGAUCCGGCUUGCUCAGCAUUCGAGCUCUCCCGGGCACAGUAUAUAACCAGCCUUUCGCUGGCAGUUAGCGAUAGCACAAGAUUAAAGGAAUGUCUCUGCCACCCUUUAGUCACGAUGUCAAUACCCAGUACACAGAGUCUCCCAAUGCCUCCUGGUCAUUCGGCCAAAAAGUAGACACGACAGCAGCAGGAAAGGAAUGGUUAGAGGGAGAGAAAGAGGGCUGGAAGAUCAUCGAUACCGAAAAGGAGGACCACAUAAAGCUCUAUCAGCUCAUGAUAAGCGGUAUCGUACCCCGACCUAUCGCGUUCAUCGCCACCAUUUCAGAGGAUGGCAUAGAGAACCUCGCGCCCUUUAGUUGGUUCAACAUGGUAACGCACAACCCUCCAAUUAUAUCGUUCGCAUGUAGCAACGGACCCGUUCACUUCAAAGACACAAGGACCAAUGUCACAAACGGCCUCGGAUUCACUGUCAACAUCAUCAGCGAGCCAUUUAUAGAGCAAGCAAACAGCACCUCCAUAGAUGCUCCACCAAGCUUCGACGAGUGGUCAAUCAGUGGGUUGACGAAAGAGCCUGCGAUUCAUGUCAAAGCGUCGCGCGUGAAAGAGAGUGCUUUCAGCAUGGAAUGUGAGCUUCACCAAGCCAUAGAUAUUACACAACCUACGACCGGUGCAAUCACCACCACACUCAUCCUCGCCCGAGUGAAGUAUAUCCACGUCCGCAAAGACAUGCUUAAUGAACGCGGUAACGUCGACGCCACGAAAUUCAAAGCCGUUGGCAGACUGGGAGAUAUCUCGUAUGCCAGAGUGGGUGACGCCUUCCGUCUGCCCAGGCCCAUCUGGACACAAGAGGAGGACAAGAUCAACGGACUCUUGGCUGCUACUGGGCACCUUUGAUCAGCCCCAAGCUCAGAGCUCCAUUUCGUGUUCUCCUCUCCCGUAUGUAGAUGUACAAUAAGUGUAUGUACUGUAGAAUGUAAGAAAUCCUGCUUGAAAAUCUAAAUGUAUGUUGUUCUUACCGAA
This is a messenger RNA of Serpula lacrymans var. lacrymans S7.9, 1085 nucleotides long. RefSeq lists its product as uncharacterized. Gene Ontology annotation, molecular function: FMN binding. The record is from RefSeq and is a predicted model, not a curated record. NCBI's taxonomy places the organism in Eukaryota, Fungi, Basidiomycota, Agaricomycetes, Boletales, Serpulaceae. The transcript is spliced from 6 exons. Bases 156 to 959 code for a protein of 267 amino acids.